UUUUUGGGAAGGAGGUACAAUUUAAUGCAAAUCCCUCUUAAUUUGGGAUCUUUUUCAAAGUUUGUUAAAAAAAAAAAAAAAAAAAAAAAAAACAAUUAAUCUUGAGCAUACCCUUUGCCGCGAAAUCUAGCUUUACAAUUGGUCUCAUGAACAUAGCCGUUAAUAAUUCCUCUUUUUCAUAUCUAACACAAAACUUCAAAAUUUUGUCAUCAAUAAUUACAACAAGACAUUAUGCUAUGUUUCCUUCAAAUCAUCAAAACCUUAUUUCUCAAUUACAAUUAUGCAAAAAAAUCUCUGAAAUCACUCAAUUUCAUGCCUUAAUUAUCAAAACUGGUCAUGACCAAAUUCCUUUCACAUUAAGUAAACUUCUUGCAUGUUCAAUCCAAUAUACAAACUAUACAUUUUCUAUUUUCAAAUACAUAAAAACCCCAAAUCCUUAUAUGUAUAAUACUAUGUUACGUAGUUAUUCAAUUAGCGAUGACCCAAAAAAUGGUCUUGUUUUUUUCAACUACAUGAGGGGUAAAAAUGUCAUUCUUGAUCAAUUUUCUUUUAUUUCUGGACUUAGGUCUUGUAUACGUUUAUUUGAAAAAUGUGCUGGUCAAGCUAUUCAUUCAGUUGUUUUGAAAUGUGGGUUUGAUUUUUUUCUUGAUUUAAAGAAUACCCUUUUGAAUUUUUAUUGUGUUUGUGGUGAAAUCCGUUAUGCGCGCCAACUGUUCGAUGAAAUGCCUAAGAGGGAUUUGGUUUCUUGGAACACUUUGAUGGGUGGUUAUCUUGGUGUACAUAAUUAUUCUGCUGUUUUGGAUUUGUUUGUAAAGUUGCAUAGUGAUGACAUUUCUGCUAAUGCCACGACGAUGCUUUGUGUUUUGUCUGCAAUUGGUGAGUUAAAGAUUGAUUUGUUAGGGGAGUCCCUGCAUGGUUAUUGUAUAAAGAUUGGAUUUUGUUAUAGUUUGAAGGUGUUAACUGCAUUGAUAUCUAUGUAUGGGAAGAUUGGUUGCAUUAGUUCGAGUCGUAGUUUAUUUGAUGAAGCUUAUCCGAAAGAUGUUGUCUUGUGGAACUGUUUGAUAGAUGGAUAUGCUAAAAAUGGCUUGCUAGAAGAGGCAUUGUCUCUGUUGAGGCAAAUGAAGGUGCAAAACUUGACGCCGAAUUCGUCAACCUUGGCUGGUUUGCUUUCUUCUUGUGCUUCCUCUGGAGCUCCCAGUAUGGGUCAAUAUAUUCUGAACUUUGUAGAAGAGGAGCAGUUAGCUUUGGAUCCGGUUCAUGGCACGGUAUUGAUCGAUAUGUAUGCGAAAUGUGGGUUGCUUGUGAAGGCAGUUAAUGUUUUCAACAAUAUGGAGACGAAAGACGUGAAGUGUUGGACAGCAAUGAUAAUGGGGUACGGGGUAAACGGGGAGGCAAAGGAUGCUAUUGCACUCUUCCAUCGAAUGGAGGAUGAAGGUUUUAGGCCUAACGAAGUGACUUUCUUGGCAGUAUUUAGUGCUUGUAGCCACGGAGGAUUGGUGGCAGAGGGAGUUAGUUGUUUUAGAAAAAUGGUGCUGGAAUAUGGCUUGACUCCGAAAAUUGAGCAUUAUGGAUGUUUGAUUGAUAUCUUAGGCCGUGCUGGAUUGCUUGAAACCGCACGAGAACUAAUAAAAGGUUUGCCCAUUGAAGGGGAUGCUACUGCAUGGCGGGCAUUACUAGCAGCAUGCAGAGUUCAUGGUAGUGUUGAGUUGGGAGAACAAGUGAAGAAAGAACUAGAACAGAGAUUUGGCGAACACCCUGCUGAUUCACUACUACUGAACGGUACUUAUGCAGCCGCUGGUAUAUCGUCCGAGGAGAAGGAAGGUAAAUUAGAAAAAGAGGUGGGAUCUUCUUAUAGCAGUGGGAAGAAGGAACCUGGAUGCAGCUCAAUUGAAUUAUGUGAUAAUGGCCCGGGUUUUUCCUAGCCAAGUUGAAGUACCCUAGUUCCUAGAGGACCUUGCCUUCAGCUGCCACAACACAAUUUUGGUCUUCAGUAUAAGAACUGCUUCUCCUUUUUUCAGACAGAGAGAGUACGUUGGCAAGCGGAUUAUCAAUUAUUCAUUGCACUCAUUUGCAAUAAUAUGAUAGACAAUUCAUUCAUUCAUUCAACAUAAUGAUGUAAGAUCAAUCUCCAAGAAAUAUCAUGCAUAACAUCAAAAUGUGUCUUUUCUUUU
This is a messenger RNA of Lycium ferocissimum, 2171 nucleotides long. Its product is annotated as pentatricopeptide repeat-containing protein At1g26900, mitochondrial. The record is from RefSeq and is a predicted model, not a curated record. Lineage: Eukaryota; Viridiplantae; Streptophyta; Magnoliopsida; Solanales; Solanaceae. Gene Ontology annotation, molecular function: protein binding; RNA binding. The coding region runs from base 147 to 1922 and encodes 591 amino acids. Gene Ontology annotation, biological process: RNA modification. The transcript is spliced from 2 exons.